AAUAUGCAAUAAAGCAUAAAGAUGUUAAUAAAUUACUUUUGUAAAUAUUUUCGUGAAAUCUUCAUAGAUUCCCAAUCAUUUUUUGCUUGUCAAUCUCUUUCUAAAAUUAGAAUCAUUCACCAGUCUCCUGUUGAUACAAAAUAAUAAUAAGUUACAGAUAAGAUAAAGUAAAGAAUCAAAUAGAAAUUACUAUUUUUAUUAAACAUAAAUCAAAAGCCAAAAACUAAGUGUUUUAUUCUACUAAAUUUGAAAUAUACGUUAAUAGUUAUCACUAAACGAUCCCUGGUAAUUAACAAUACCCAGACAAAUCUACUAACCUCUCGGGAUCUCUAGUGACUAGCUAAGUAACUCUUGCUAUUCAUCGUUUAAAUAAUUGAUUAAAUUACCGAUAAUAAAUACAGUAUUUAAGAAUAUCAUGUUGCAAUUAUCAGGGCAUAUAAUGUUUUCUGAACAGAGGAUCUUAAGUCCCGCUCAUGUUUACCAUAACAUGCUGUCGGUGCCUCUUACCAUAUCUCGCAUAAAGUUUCUUUUACAAUUAGCCAUGAUAUCUUAUAUAUUAGAUAAUUAGUAUUAUAGAACUUAUCGCUUCCACCUGAGAGUCAACAAUAUUUUUUAGCGCUUGAGCUUUAUAUUGAGUGUCAACAAUAUGUUUCUUAUACAGUGUGUCUUAUAAAAAGUGAUCCAGGUUUUAGCUAAGAAAGAAUUGUCAGAUUUAUGUAAACAAUGCUUGCUUUCAUACAUUAUUGUACAUAAGGCUAUUUAUUGAUGCAACAGUGAUUUUCUCUUAGUGAGUCAAGGGGUAAAAUUAUUUCCACUUUGCAAUUGGAAGCUGCAGUUUCAAUUGCAAAGUUGUAAAUCAGGUAGAAAUUAAUAUAUUUCAUAAUUUAUUAAUAAAUGUAUUAAUUUCUGUCUGAUUUAUAACAAUCAAAAGGAUAAAGAAGAUGUGCCUCUUCCGAAAAUUUACUGUUGUGUAAAUUCGGCUUUCCUAUAGUUCUGAGUAAGUGUUUGCUUCUCAAGAUCUAAGCAAUUUGUCACUGAUGAGUAUAUUUUUGUCUCAUUAAAGAUCUCACACGACAAAAAGAAGGCUGUAGUUUGAAAUUUACCAUUUUAUUCACACAGAAAGAGAAUAAAACAAGCGAAAAACAAAAGCAUACAACUAAAAAAAAUCUCUGUAUCACGUUAUACAUUAAAAUAAGCAAACACUUCCAUUUAACAGAACCUCGAAGAAAUCACUCAAACAUGUGUACAUUAAGAAAAAUAAAACGUGUAUAUUUGCCCAAUUGUUCUGUCAUAAACAUGGGAAAUUACGUCUGGAUAUGGUGUUUAAUAGGCCUUCAGAAUUCGCCUUUUAAGAUCUGCAAUAUUUAAUUUACUUUGGGCUGCUCAAUAGGUAACACACACUGCACUCUAGGAACACGACAUCAAAUUCGUUUUUCCCUAAACGUGUGGUGUGGAAUUUGAAACGUUCGAGUCAUUUGGUCUUGUUCUUUUUCUAGAGAAUAUAUGGCAAAGAAGUAUUUGCAUUUCUUGCAAUCUGUAACUUAUCGAUGGUUAAUGCCAUUAUAUUUGUAGUUUAUCUAGGUAAACAUAGUCAUUGUGGUCACUACGCUGCAAUACGUAGUUCAUUCUGAGAAGUAUGGCUGGCAUUAUUGUGAUGACCAUGAAGUUACACGUAAAGGAUACUUUUCAAAUAAGUUAAUGAAUGUUUCACUACUUUUGUUUCAAAAAAUUUAAGGCAAAUACUUGCUACUAUAAAACAAACUAUCAUACAUUUAUUAACUUGCAGGUGAAAAGUUUAUGGAAGCUUUAUCGGGUCAAUAAUUAUGAAUGUGAGAGCCAUGUUUGGUGAAAAAAAUUUUUGUUUAAUUUAGUUUUUCGUUAAAGUUGUUUUGCUAAAAUCGUUAAAGAUAAUUAAACUAUUUUCCCACGGACUUAUUUCCUUGUUGAAGAUGAUACAUCAAAUGUGUCACCCGGAAUCAACGAGUGAAAAUGUGACUAUUGGUCCCGAGGUACUAAACCUCCUAACGAAGUCAUGGAAAAAAUCCAGGAGGAGCCCCCCGAAUAAAAAGGGAGGGGUGACAAGAAGCCGGAACAGUCAUCAACCCUUUUUCCUAAGUGUGUGUGUGUGAUGUGUGUUUGUCGAUUUCAGCCUUCGCCACUCGCUGCCCUCGCAAGAGAAAAAGAACUUUUCUUCCAGAGUCGCUGAGCCGUCAUCGAACCGACCAUCGAUUCGCCGAAUCUAGGAUUACCACUUCCUAGGACCAACAAGUGAUUAAGAUAAUGUCUGUCUGUAAUGUAUGUGGAGGUAAAGAGUUCGAUGUAUACGAUGGACUGUACUUUUGUGUUGAAUGUAAUACUCAGAGUCAAGUAAUAAGAGAACAAAAAGAAGAAGAUGAAACUCAAGAAAAUAUUUCUGCACGCUUAUGUAUUGCAACAUCACAAGAGAAAAAGCCUGAGAAAAGUAAAGAUCUGUAUGGUGAAAAAUGGAGUACACACCAGUGCUUCAAUAUUAUUAUAUGCAGACAAGUUGAAAAAUUAAUUGAACUUGGAGCAUCACCUCAAUUAAAGAAUGUUGUUUUCAAUUUAUGGGCAAAAUAUUUACAAAAGUGUGAAGUUGCAUUUCUCAAAAAUAAGGCUGGUAAGGAUUGGACACCAAGAUUAGGAACAUCACCUGCUAGCAGAGAUAUUUUUGUUUUGUAUAAAAAUAAAGUGAAAUUACCAAACCAGUAUGAUAAAAAAAAGAUACAUACAAAGAGUAAUAACAUCACUGAAGAAAAGAAAGGAGAAGUUGAAGAUCAAAAUAAUGAUGAAUUUAUUAAGGUUGAUACUUGGUUUAUUUAUUUUUAA
This is a messenger RNA of Centruroides sculpturatus (bark scorpion), 2847 nucleotides long. Its product is annotated as TATA box-binding protein-associated factor RNA polymerase I subunit B-like. Gene Ontology annotation, molecular function: RNA polymerase I core promoter sequence-specific DNA binding. The record is from RefSeq and is a predicted model, not a curated record. Gene Ontology annotation, cellular component: RNA polymerase transcription factor SL1 complex; RNA polymerase I core factor complex. Gene Ontology annotation, biological process: nucleolar large rRNA transcription by RNA polymerase I; RNA polymerase I preinitiation complex assembly. The transcript is spliced from 5 exons. Bases 2281 to 2847 code for a protein of 188 amino acids. Lineage: Eukaryota; Metazoa; Arthropoda; Arachnida; Scorpiones; Buthidae.